AUGUCGACCCCGCGCGCCUUCGUCAUCCGCCACGGCGAGACGGAGUGGUCCCUCAACGGCCGCCAUACCGGCUCCACCGACAUUCCCCUGACGGCCAACGGCGAGAAGCGUGUACGGGCCACCGGCCGGGCUCUUGUGGGAAGUGACCGUCUUAUCGUGCCGAAGAAGAUAUCACACAUCUACGUUUCUCCGCGCCAGCGUGCCCAGCGCACAUUUGAGCUCCUGAACUUCGGCCUCACCGACGAGCUCCCCUGGAAGAAGCAUGGCCAAGUAGAGGGCGACGGACCCAAGUGCGACGCCUGUGUCGAGGUCACCGAGGACAUUCGCGAGUGGGACUACGGCGACUACGAGGGCAUCACGUCCCCCGAGAUCCGUCGCAUCCGCAAGGAGCAGGGCCUGUCCGAGAACUGGGACAUCUGGCGCGAUGGCUGCCCGGGUGGCGAGAGCCCCCAAGAUGUCACGGAACGUCUGGACCGACUGAUCAAGGACAUCCGUGACAGAUGGCACCGCCCCGUCAUCGGCGACAAGGAGGCGCAGAAGGGAGACGUCCUGAUCGUCGCCCACGGUCACAUCCUCCGCGCUUUUGCCAUGCGUUGGGCCGGCAAGACACUUCAAGACGGCCCGGCCUUUCUGCUUGAGGCCGGCGGUGUCGGCACCUUGAGCUACGAACACCACAGCAUCGAGGAGCCGGCUAUCCUGCUCGGAGGUGCCUUCGCCGUCGAUAUCAUUGAGAAGGAACAAGCGCAGCAGCAGUAG
Colletotrichum aenigma is the source of this 756-nucleotide messenger RNA. RefSeq names its product Sedoheptulose 1,7-bisphosphatase (gene SHB17). The coding region runs from base 1 to 756 and encodes 251 amino acids. Gene Ontology annotation, molecular function: sedoheptulose-bisphosphatase activity. Lineage: Eukaryota; Fungi; Ascomycota; Sordariomycetes; Glomerellales; Glomerellaceae. The transcript has 4 exons. The record is from RefSeq and is a predicted model, not a curated record. Gene Ontology annotation, biological process: ribose phosphate biosynthetic process.